ACAAGAGUGUGCGUCCGAUCCAGAUCCUUUGCUCACUCACUCUCAAUCUCAAGCUGGCUGGCUGGCUGUCUUCUCCACUCCCCGGCCAACCCCUGCUGCUGCCCUUCACCUCCGCCUUGCCAUCUCCCCGGCCGGCGACGCAGCUCGCCGUCUCACCACGCCCACGGCGGCUGCCGGAUCUGAACCGAACCAGUCGCAUCCGCGCAGCAGCAGGCGUCCGUCCAGGGGAUGGCCGAGGCCGCCCUCGGUGCGGCGCAAUGGGUGGUGGGCAAGGCGCUAGGCCCCGUCGCGGAUGGCGUGCUGGAGGCUUGGGCUGCCACCACCAACUUUGGUCCCAACAUCCAGGAGCUCAGCAAGGAACUGCUGUUCGUCAAGGCCAUGCUCGAACGAGCUGCCACCAGGGAGCUCGUCGGGCCAGCUACGGUGGAGCUGCUGCACAAGCUGCAGGACUCGGCGCACAAUGCCGAGGACUUGCUCGACGAGCUGGACUACUUCCGCAUCCACGACGAGCUCCACGGCACGUACGAGGCUGCUGACCAGCACGAUGAGGGUUGCGUCUGCGACCUCGCCCUCAAUGCUCGCCACACCGCCAAAACUAUUGGCAAACAGCUGGCAUCUUUGACCGCGUGCUGCUUCGGUGCCAACGCUGGCCAUCCCCGGCAGGAAGAUGCAAGACAACAUGUCAGCUGUUGCGCCUGGAAGUGUGGUAGGCAGAGAUCACCCGGUGAUUCCUCCUCGGUGCCAAACGCCAAUCAGCCUGGUCAGGAGGUCAGCGGAUGCAUGUGCAAACUCGGUAAACUCUUCCCUGGCUCAUCUUCCUCGCAUCCACAUGUUCCUGGUGAUGAAGAUCAUGGCAAUGUGCAAGAAACAUCAAUGCCUGAAUUUAACAGGGUUGUUUUCUCUCAAAGGAUGAAGAAUGCUAUAGAGCAACUAAAGCUUAGGAGUGAGGAUGUUAACAAGAUUCUGACACAUUGUGGCCCUAGAACUACCACAUACACUGCCCAGCAUCGUUCCCCCACCACACCUCAGAGUGCAGAGCCAAAACUGUACGGGAGGGACGGUGUCAUGAAUAGCAUCAUACAUGAUAUCACCAAGGGUCAAUACUGUGACAAGGGUCUAACCGUGCUUCCAGUUGUUGGUCCAGGGGGAAUGGGGAAGACAACUCUGAUACAACACAUAUAUAACAACCAACAUGUGCAGAAUCAUUUUCCAGUCAGGAUUUGGAUAUGUGUGUCAUUCAGUUUCAACCUGGACAAGGUGCUACAACAGAUUAAAAGAUAUUCCCCUGAAGUUGAAGGUGAAAAAGAGUGUAGUACUACACAAGAGCUGAUUGAACACAGAUUAAAAUGCAAAAGGUUCUUACUUGUAUUGGAUGAUAUAUGGCAGUUAACUGAUGUGGAUGACUGGAAAAAACUAUUGUUGAUACUCGGCAAGUCACAAGAACAAGGCUCCAUGGUUCUAGUCACAACUCGUUUUCAAGAAAUAGCAAAAAAGUGUAGAGCAGCUGGCCAUUCAAUACAAUUGAACGGUUUGGAACCUGAAGAGUUUAGGAAGUUAUUCCUUGUAUAUGUCUUUGAUGCUGAGCAAUAUCCAAGUGAUAAACUUCAUUUGAUUGACACUGGAGAUGAGAUAAUGGAGAAACUUAAGUGCUCCCCUCUUGCAGCAAAGACCGUUGGUAGAUUACUGGGUAAAGACCUUAGUUUGCCUCAUUGGAGAAGGGUCCUAAAAAGUAAAGAAUGGACGAAGCAGACCGCUGACAAUGGAAUUAUGCCUGCCUUGGAGCUUAGCUACGACUUUCUCCCUUUCCAUCUUCAACGGUGUUUUUCCUAUUCUGCAUUAUUUCCUGAAGAUUACUGUUUCAGAAGUCGUGAGCUCAUCAGCUUGUGGAUCGGACUAGAUAUUCUGAUACCUACUGGUCAAAAUCAAACACUUGAAGACAUAGGUUUGAGAAAUUUAAAGGAGUUAGUCAUCCAUGGAUUUUUCAGAGAAGAGGAAACUAAUUUUGGUCUGCGUUAUGUUAUGCAUGACCUACUGCAUGAUUUGGCAUUGAAGGUUGCAUCUCAUGAUUGUCUUAGUUUACACCUCCCUAGUGUUGGAUCAGUAGAGAUUCAGCCAACCAUCCGUCACUUGUCUAUAAGCAUAGAUGACUUAGCUGCUGAAAUAUUAAAGAACGAAUUGGAAGAACUGAAGACAAGAUUUAAGGUUGAACAUUUGCAAACAUUGAUGUUAUUUGGAAAUAUGGAUGAAGGUUUUGUCAAGAUAUUUGGUGAUAUUUUUGGGGAAGUGAAUGCUCUUCGUGUUAUCCAUUUGCCCAUCAUGCUUUGUCCUAUGGAGUACAUGUUACAUAACUUUUCAAGGCUUGUCCACCUACGACACUUAAGUCUAGGGACAUGUAAGACACAGAUGCAAUUACCACUUAGCAUCUCAAAAUUUUACCAUUUAAGGAUCCUAGAUCUUGAGUUCUGGCAUGGCAGUCGUGAUUUGCCCAAAGACAUGGGCAACCUUGCCAAAUUGUGCCAUUUUUAUGUCCCAAGUGAUGAUCAGCUUCAUUCUGAUAUUUAUAAUGUGGGAAAACUUAAACUCUUGGAAGAGUUGAAGGUAUUUCAAGUCAAUAAAAAAGGUGAAGGGUUUGAACCGAAGCAACUAGAGCACUUGACCAAGCUAAGGGAGCUUGGCAUCUACAACCUUGAGAAGAUAGAUACUGUAGAAGAAGCAGGUCAAGCAAAACUGAUGGAGAAAAAAUACUUGAGGAGGUUAACAUUGGACUGGGAUUGUGAGCGGUCUAGUGUUGAGCCUGUUGUGGAGGAAGUGGUUCUUGAGAGCCUUCAACCACAUGGAGAUCUUCAGGUGCUGCACAUUAGAGGGCACGGAGGCCCUUCUUGUCCAACAUGGCUGGGUGAUGAGUUUGCUGUUGAAGCUCUAGGAUCUCUUUAUCUUGAUGGUGUUUCUUGGGAAGUUUUCCCUUCUUUAGGGAAGGCAUGGGAUCUUUGUGAACUAAAAUUGAAGCAUAUUGCCAGACCGAAGGAGUUUAUCAUAGAGAAAAGCCUUUGCAUGCUAAUAAAGCUUGAACUCAUUGGCCUAGGAAGUUUUGAAAAAUGGGUUUACCCAGAUGCUCAUAUGUUCCCUCUUUUGCACGUUCUGGUUAUUAGGGACUGCCCAAAACUGUCGGGGUUGCCUUUUUCAUCCCAUGUUGUUUCCCCAGAUUGGUUCCCCAAGCUACAAGAGCUUGAGGUACGUGACUGUCCCGAAUUCUUGCCAGUGAUUCCCAUCUCAUGGAUCGGAAGUCCGCGUUCUGUCAUGAUGGAGUGUGUAAAGAUGCUAAAGGAGUUUGCAUACUCAGAAUCAUCCGGUGGAGCAGAAUUGAAAAUUACCGGAGAGAGUGAUCUGCUUAGCUUAGACCAAGUGCUGGUUUUUGAUAAAGAAACAAGUCUGGAGAAGCUGAGACUCGAGAGGUGCCCACCUCUCCAGUUGAAGCACCUUCUGAUGCUAACCUCGCUGAAAACAUUGUUUGUAGAAGAUUCAGAUUCUCUGGUUGGACCACUAGGAGGUCAGGGUGAUGUGGAAUGGCAGCUCCCUGUUGAGUAUAUCUGGAUCUUUGGAUUAGAUGGUAAUAGUGGGAAGGAAUUGACAGAGCUCCUCCCCCACCUCCCAAAGCUCUCCAAAUUGGAAAUAUGGAUGUGUAAAAACAUAAAAAAGCUGGUAGUGGGGGUGGAUGCUCAACAAACAACACAAGAAGCAUCAGAGAUGGGGGGAGGUGAAAUAACAGCAGCAGCAGACGAAGAGGAUGAUGGAGUGCUGCUCUUCCCUGAUCAUCUAUGUGACUCACUACAGGAAUUGGAUUUCAUUAACUGCAAAGAGCUGGUCCUUGGUGGAGGAGGGCUCCAAGCCUUGCGAUCCCUCCAGAGAUUAACAAUACAGUGCUCCCCAAAGUUUCUAUCCACCUUCUCCUUUUCCUGUCACCUUUUCCCUUCCUCCCUGCUGUACCUGAAGCUUGUGGGUGUGGAAGGCAUGGGGACACUGGAUCCCCUCUCAAAUCUCUCCUCUCUCACCAAAUUAGAAUUGAAUGGUUGUGGAGAGGAUCUGAAAUGUCAGGGCUUGAGGUCUCUCCUUACCACCGGGGGCCAUCUCAAGGAAUUAAGAGUCUUAGGCAGCCCUGGUUUGUUUGUUGAUUGGGAUCCCAAUCCCAGACGGGCUUUGGAGAACGUUGAAGGAGGUGAAGAGCAGCAGACACAGCUUGUUUCAUCCACACUGCGUGAGCUCGGGACAGAUGACAUAGCAGGACUUCUUGCUGCACCCGUCUGCAGAUUCCUCUCUUCCUCCCUCACCAAGCUGUCACUUUGGGGGCAUUGGUGUGAAGGGAUGGAGCGGUUCAGCAAGGAGCAAGAGGAUGCCCUUCAACUCCUCUCCUCCCUCCAGGUACUAGAGUUUUGGGGUUUCAAGGACCUUCAACAACUCCCUCCAACUUCAAGGACCAGCCUCAAGAUAUUAUCAGUCAAGUGCUGUCCAGCCAUCUCGUCAUUGCCCAACGAUGUACUAGAGGGAACCAUCCCAGAAAUCAAAAUAUGGUGAUCCAAGUUCCCUUGUAGAGCUCUUCCCUUCCCAUUCAAACACAUGCAUGACACAAGGGCCUUGUGGCUGUGGUCUUCCUUCCUGUACUUAAAUCUGGCAGAGCCAUUACAUGCAAAUUAGCUGCAGGAACCUUCAUUAGGAGUGUCUACACCAAUAUCAGUUAUAUACACUUCAACUUAUACUCACCGCAAAAAAAAAAAAGUCCACUCUUACUCCUGCCAUAUCAGAUUUCCAUUUUCUUCUUCUCAAAGGUGUUUGUCUGAUCUUAUAGGCUUCUUCAUAUUUUGCAUUUAAAUUUGGGUUAUUGUUAUUCAUCAAGACGUGGUAGUAUACUGAUAUUAAGGUGUUCUUAUGUUUGUUUGGUGGUCUUUCAAGCUACUUGUGUUUACAUUUUGUCCAAAACACAUGAAGAUUAUGGCACUAAGUGAAUCAGGAUGUCGAUUAAUGCUGGGAAUUUACUUGGUGCCCCAAUCUAUUUACAUGCGAAACCUGCCUAUCUAGUGAUGGGACUAUGAAACUCCUCGGAAGCAACAGAUUGAGUUGGGGGAAAGGUGCGGUUGACUGAGGCAGUCUUGUUCCACUGCAAUAGCCACACGCGAAUGUGUACCAACCAAAUCCGUCUAAGCGCAUUCUGGUCGCCCAAUAGCAUCCCCCAAUUGCGGCUGCAGCAUUGUGCAAGAAAAGUAUCAAGACAAACAAGCCAUAAGUGAAUGGCUUGUUAUUAUUAUUUCCUUAAGCCCCAAAUACCGGAAGAUGCAGCUUAUUAUCGAAAACUUGCACUGCAAAGGUGUGACGACUCACUGGAGAAGGACUGCUAUACACCUGCUCGAUGACUCCAGUAGGGUGUGCUUAAAACACUGCAGAGGUUCAUUCAUGCGAGUCGGCUGCCAAGGAGGCAAGGAGGGUGAUGAAUUGACUUGCAACCGGUCCGCAGAAUAUCUGGAGCCAUGCUAAGGAAGAAGCAGCAGAAACACUGCCUGCAGCUGGGAACGAGACUCCAUCUUCUGAAGAAAUCGACACUUGUCAUGUUGAUAACUCAAGAAAUUGACACCCAGCAUACGAGACUGACCGGCAGAACCAUGGCAAUUACUUACACAUACGAGACUGCAGCAUCUUCUUAAGAAAUCGACGCUUGUCAUGUUGAUAACUGAAGAAAUUGACACCCAGCGGUUGGCGCCAAACCAGGCACAUUGUCGACCGUCAGACGGCCACUUACUGCCUCGGUCUGAGUGACGACACACCGCCACCCUCGAUCUGAGUGCCUAGUCUGCAGCUAGUUGUAUAUCUGCAGCUAUUUGGCAAAUGAAAUGAUGCUCUGCUCAUCUCCCCUGCCUCUCAAGCAUACUACAAACCCGAUGGAUGCUUGCUUGCUUAUUCGGAGUAGUAAGUAUCCGCUGGAAGCUUGUCUGUCGCUGCCUCUGUUGAUUGUUGCUGCAGGUCUUUCUUUCUUUCUUUCUUUGGCAAAUUUGUAACCAUAUCAUCUUUUAUGAGAUGCAGGAAAUUUAUAGCUGUUGAGAGCACUUUGUUUC
Triticum dicoccoides is the source of this 6098-nucleotide messenger RNA. Its product is annotated as putative disease resistance protein RGA3. NCBI's taxonomy places the organism in Eukaryota, Viridiplantae, Streptophyta, Magnoliopsida, Poales, Poaceae. The record is from RefSeq and is a predicted model, not a curated record. Gene Ontology annotation, molecular function: ADP binding. The transcript is spliced from 13 exons. The coding region runs from base 229 to 4569 and encodes 1446 amino acids.